Molecule: messenger RNA, 7930 nt
Organism: Cryptotermes secundus
Lineage: Eukaryota; Metazoa; Arthropoda; Insecta; Blattodea; Kalotermitidae
Exons: 6
Coding region: 76-6606 (2176 amino acids)
Biological process (GO): central nervous system development; regulation of transcription by RNA polymerase II
Cellular component (GO): nucleus
Molecular function (GO): DNA-binding transcription factor activity, RNA polymerase II-specific; RNA polymerase II cis-regulatory region sequence-specific DNA binding
Source: RefSeq, a predicted model, not a curated record
GCUGAAACAGAACUGCGUGAUAAAGAGACGGAAAUAUGUCACCUCAGGGACGUACACAAUUUGCUAGAUUUAGAAAUGCAGUCGAAGAAUAGGGAAACUGCGGUUAUUUCCGAUGGAAACAGGGAGCUAGGAACAUUACUGCAGAAAAAGGAAACAGACAUACAGCGCGUAAAGGAAGAGAACAGACUUCUGGAACUGAAGUUGCAGAGAACUGACGCAGAAUUUCUAAGCUUGACAAACAAAAAUACAGAAAUCGUGGGACUUCUGAAUAGCACAAAACGUGGACUACUACUGCGUGUACAUAGUGAAGAGGAGCUGGAAAACAUUCCAGGCGAUAACUUUGACCUUAAAGGAAAAAUGAGUGAUUCUGAAGGAAAAUUGAUCUAUGAUAAUACAAUACUCACAGCGACUAUAGAGGAUUCAGAGUGGGAAAUUCAUAAACUCACAGAAGAAAACUCGCGUCUACGACAGGAACUUCAUGAAAAGCGAAAGGAAGAAGAGAGACUAAGAGAUGAAAAUAUGAGAUUCGAUAGAGCACUGCAGGAAAAGGAGCCACAACUCGAAACUCUGACAGAUGAAAAUAAGCUGCUUAGACAGGCGUUCAAGGAAAAGGAAAUGGACAUCGAACGCUUAACAGAAGAAAACAUGAGAUAUGAGAAGGAACUGGAGGAGAAGGAACAAGAAUCAGAAAACCUUGCAAACCGUAAUUCACAGCUAAAGGAAGAUUUUCGUGAGAAACGAUCACAGAUGGAUGAUCUUUUAGGUGAAAAUACGCGUCUUGAAAAAUCAAUGCAAGAGACAAUGUCAGAAGCAGAACGCCUUGAGGUUGAAAUUGCGCGGAUUCAAAAGGAACUUCACGGGAAGGAGUCGGAUACAGACCGUCUGAAGUGCGAGAAUGCAAGAUUGGCAAAUCUGCUGCGAGAAAGUGAAACCGAGGCAGAGAUGUUGAGAGGAGAAAAUACACAUCUUGAUAAAGAACUGCAUGAGAAGAAAUCCGAAACUGCUCUCACGACGGAACAAAAUGUGUAUCUGAGUAAAGAAUUACAAGUUGGGAACGAAGCUUUAACAGUCUUGACAGAAGUAAACGAAAGACUUCGCAGUGAACUACAGGACAAGAAAGCAGCGACAGAACAGCUGACAGAAGAAAAUAUGCGCCUUAGUAAAGAACUACAAGAAAAGGAACCCGAAAUAGAAAGGCUAGAAAAAGAAAACACACACAUUAGAAAGGCAUUGCAGGAAAAGGUACAAGAAAUAGAACAUCUGACUGAAGAAAAUAAAAGACUCUCAAAAGAAUUACACGACAAGAAAGCAGAUAUAAUGGCAAUUACAGAAAAAAAUACACAUUAUUGUAAAGUAAUUCAGGAAAAGGAACACGAAAUUGAAAUCUUGGCAGAGAAAAGUGCGUGUCAUGCGAAAAUACUGCACGAAACAAUGACAGAGAUAGAAUGCUUGACACAGGAAAAUACACGCAUUCAGAAUAUCUUACACGAAAAUGAGGCGAAGACAGUAAGUCUGACAGGAGAAAACAUUCGGCUUGACAAACAACUGCAGGAAAGUGAACUGAGGAUAGAGGGAGCGACAGAAGAAAAUGAACGUCUUCGUGAAAAACUUAAAGAUAAUGACUCCAUUAUAGAGUGCCUCACUGCAGACAAUUCACGAUUAAAUAACGAAUUACAACAGAAGGAAAAAGAGAUAACACAUAUCACAGAAGAAAAUGCAGAUAUCUGGAAAGAAUUACAGGAAAAGUGUCUGGAGGAAGAACACCUAACAGAAGAAAUAACACGACUCAGGAGAGGAAAAGAAGAGAAGAACCUCAAGAUAGACAACAUCAAGGAAGAUCAUUCACAACUGGAAAGAAACUUACAGGAGAGUGUGGCAGUGAUGCGGAAACUGACGGAAGAAAAUAUGAUACUCGGACAGCAACUACAGCACAAAAAAUCUGAUAUCGAAUGUCUGACAGAAGAAAAUGUAAGACUCGAAACGGAGCUGCAAGAAAAGGUACGAAGGACAGAAUCCAUCACAGAAGAAAACUCGCGGAUACGUGAAGAAUUAGAGUCUAAAGGGUCAAAGAUAGAACUAUUAACAGAGGAAAAUAUAUGCUAUGCAAGAGAAGUAGAACAAAGCGCUGACGAGAUUGAGCGCCUCGCAGAAGAAACUACACUCCUAUUAAAGGGACUACACGAUUAUAAAACAGAGAAGGAACGCAUAAAAGAAAUAAAUGUAGGGCUGGGAAAGGAUAUGCAGAAGGAAAUACUGAAGACUGAGCAACUUACGGAAGAAAAUGUUGUUACUGGCAAGGCGUUACAAGAGAAAGAAGCAGAAACAGGAAGAUUAGCGAUGGACAAUUUGCAGCUAACAAGCGAACUGCUACAUAAGAAACAAGAGACAGAAAGCUUGGCAAAAGAAAAUGAAUUAUUGAGCAAGGAAUUGGAUGGGAAAUUACCCGAAAUAGCUCGAAUUACAGAUGAAAAUAAACGGCUCGGAAAAGAACUGCAGGAGAAGGAAUCAAUGACAGAAAAGCUUACGGAAGAAAAUUCAAGACUCGCGAAGAAACUGCAAAGUGAGAUAACACAAAUAGAAGACCUCACUAACCAAAAUGUGAAGCUUGGGAAACGUUCUGUAGAGAUUGUUACAGAAGCAGAGCGUCUUACAGAAGAAAAUUCACGUAUGAGAAAAUGUCUGCAAGAGAAGAAAUCUAUGUUACAACACGUGACAGAGCAAAAUGGAAAUAUUGGCAAAGAACUGAAGGAGUUCGAACAGGAAAUAAAUCAAUUUACAGAUGAAAACAGGCGACUAACUGAACUCGCGGAGAAGAGAAAAACAGAUAUUCACAGCUUAAAACAUGAAAAGCUUCGGAAAGAAUUCCAAUGGAAGAAAUCAGAAAUAGAAAGACUGAAGCAAGAAAUAGCCCAGAACGAAAAAACAGAAGAAUGGAAGGGCCUCUUGAAUGACUUUACAUUUAUUGAACACAAGUUACAGACCGUGGAAAUGCAGACGAAAAGUCAAAUGGAAAUGAACAGAAAUCUCGAAGAUCAGCUACACGAAAAGAAAGUAAUUUUAGAGAAUAUGGAAAAAGAAAAUGCACAGUUGGAGAAUAAAUUAAUUAACACAGAAGAAGAAAUACAUAUCGUAGCGGGCAAAGCCCGUGACUUGGAAAUGAAAUUACUAAGUAAAGAACAAACAAUCAAGAGCCUGAGAGAGUCGUGUGAUGUAUAUGGAGAUCAGAUACGGGCAGGGGUAAAAGAAAUGCAGAGGUUAACAGAGAGAAUAGGAGGACUGGAGAAAGAUAUGCAAGUCAAAGAAAAGGUGUCUCUGAAACUCAAGAAUGAAAAUUGUGACACUGGGAAAAAAUUGCAGGAAAAGGAUCCUGAGACAAAAGAAGUGACAGAAGAAAAUGUGAAACUGAUGGCGAUGCCGUUAAUUAAAAAACGAGAUCGUUUGGAAGAAGAAGAAAACGAGAUAUUGGGAAAUGUUUCGGAAACACAAACGGGAAAAUUCAAUGUGCAGUUAAUGAGAAAAAUUAAAGAUUUCCAAGGGCCAAGUUGUGAUAAUACUGAUUUCGGAAUGAACUUAAAGAUGAAAGUGGAGGAAUUAAUGGAACUCACGGAGAGGAAGAGAACUGCCGAGGAAGGUUUCCUUUCUAAACAAUGUGAAUUACAGAAGUUCAGAGACGAUAACACGGGUCUCAUCAAAAGAACAGAAACAUGGAAAGGCACAACUAGCUUCAGGGCACAAAAUGUGGACUUCUGUGGAGGGAAACAAAACGAGAAAACAAAUGUGGGGAACAAGGGAAAUGAUAAUGAUCUCGGGGAAGAAUUUAGGAAUGAGUCAGCAGUUUCCGAGAUUGAUAACUGUCACACAGAAGCAAGGAAACUGACCAAGUUGAUGAACGUGAAGACGGGAAUAAAGACGGAUACAAGACAAACAGAAAUUCAAAACACAAGUCGAAAUGAAAUCCACGCGGACAGCGAUGGUGUGCAGCAUCCUGCAACUGCAACUGGGAUCAAGAGGCCGGGAGUCGGAAGACAUGGCAAAGGAAACUUUCUGCAGGAUCGAACUGAUGAUUCAUCGGAUAAUGAUAAGGAACUACAGGUAGAAGACACAACAGGCGAGAGCAAACGUUCGUGGGCCCACAACGGAAGAACAGAGGAAACAACGUUCCUGAAACAACUGAAGCCUCACUCUGUUGGGGAUCUCAAAAGAUUUCCCAGAAUGCAAAGACAUGUUAGUCUUGAUACUGGGUUCGAUUCCGUAAUGAUGAAGCCGAACAUCAUGAUGAAACCGGAUGGGAUAUCUGAAAACAGCAAAUUGCGAAAGCAGCUGUCAGUCAACAGAAGUGAGCGACAGAGCGCUGUCGAUGGCAGCAAAGGACGUGUUGUGCUAACGGACAUGCCGCUCGUCAGUAGCAGCUACAAGGGGCAGAUCCCUACAGCUGGCCCAAAGACCACAGAAUGCACAUCCAUGCAGAAACCCGGCUGGGUGUACAUGAAUGCAGAGUUCUUCACUGUUAAUGUGGCGGCUCUGUUGUUCACUCGAGCCAUCAAUGCAAAGCUGGCAUUCCACUUGGCAUCACACAAACAAAUCCCAUAUUUGUUUAAUGACAUAAUUCUGAAACUUGGAAAGCAAACGCUUUUUCUUCAGCUGAAAGAUCGUCCGUGCCAUAAUAAGUAUAUUGACAAGUCACAGACUUUUCAACUGAAAGGAGACUUCAGUCUGUUGAGACAUUACAAGUCAUUCUGUGAAACAAAAAAACUGUGGACCCAAAGAAAGAAUUUACAAGACUAUGGUAGAUUUGAAGACAGCAUUUUUGUUGUAUACACAAAUGCUGUAAUGUCUGAUGAUAAUGGACGCAGUGCUGACUAUACAGUUUGGCAGGAAGUUCUUUGUUCCAGGGGAAAAUAUUUCACGUUCUCUGAGGAUAAAUUCCCAGAGGUUUAUGAAAUGUUCGAAAACUUAGAAAGAUAUAAACAACUGCUGGCCGAUUCAACCUAUAACUUGCAACUUACAACUAAUCAACAGUUGCUUGAUUUUGUCAGGAAAGUUUGGAACAGCAAGGCUGCCGCUCUUCCAGGGAUAAUUGAACUCAACAAGUUGCUAAAGGACCUUCAGGAGCUGGGAGACUUGUCACAUUACAAAGAAUUUUUAUCAAGGUUUUGGUUUCUUACUGAACAAGGAACUGAUCAGCAACUUGAGGAACAAAUAAAGCAACAAAUAGGACUGGCUUGUGGAAUCUCUGAAACAAACUUGAUUUAUACUCGCUUCAAAAAAGAAAUGGGUGACUGGUACAGAUAUUCAGAUCAAGUUCUCACUCGAGAAUCACAGCUCUGGAAGGAUAUCAGAAAUGGAAAUGACAGUUCAAAGAAUGACAUGGAGGUAAUCAAAGUGGAACCAGAUAUUGACAGAGAAACACUGUUGGCGGUUUCCCACAGUGAAGAUUCACAACUUGGCAUAAAAGAUGAAGAUCAUCCCGACCCAUUCACUUUAGUUUCAGUUGAGAUUGAAGACAAGACUAAUCCAGAUGAUGGUGUAGGAUUGAAGGAGAUUAAUAAAGUUAAAACCAUACAGCAGUGUACUGAACCAUGUCAGGACGCAGGAGCCAAAUGUGACAGUCCUCAAGGAGGAUCUGCUGCCUUUAACAAUAAACCACCUUCAAUAACACAACACAAGCCCAAGGGUAGAUACAGAAAGAAACUGCAAAGUGCUGCAGAUAUUUGUACUUGUAGUGAAUGUGGUAUAGUAUUCAAGAUGUCAAAAGGAUUGAUAAACAAGGAGAUUAAAAUUCAUAUCUGUAACAAAUGCAGUACAAGUGGUGCCAAAGAACCUAUAAAUCUUGCAGAUGGCAUAGAACAGACUCAGGAAUGUGAUCGUGGGUCCGCUGUUGAUAGUAGUAGCAAAGAACAUUCCGCAGAUAGUAGUGAAGAAAAGCUACAUGUGUGUCCGGAGUGUGGAAAGAGUUUCACGCGAUCAUUGGCUCUCAAGAAACACUACUGCAUGCAAGAAAAAACCUAUGUGUGUGAAGUAUGCGGAAAACAGUUCACGCAGUCCCGUAAUUUAUUGGUCCAUUCUCGCUCACAUACUGGUGAAAGGCCAUUUACCUGCAAUAUAUGUAACAGAGGAUUUUCUUAUUCUGGGGACUUGAAAAUACAUAUCCGUAUACAUACAGGGGAGAAACCCCAUGUCUGUGAAGUCUGUAAUAAGGCAUUUUCAAAACAAGGAAAGCUAAAGAUCCACUAUCGGAUACAUACGGGAGAGAAACCGUAUGUGUGCAAAGUAUGCAAGAAAGGAUUUUCAGAAUCCCAGGUUCUCAAAAGACAUUACCAUACCCACACUGGAGAAAAGCCCCAUGAAUGUCCGGUAUGUAAGAAAGGAUUCACCAAACCGGGAAAACUUAAAAUCCAUUAUCGNAUUCACACUGGUGAAAACCCAUAUAUUUGCACGGUGUGUGAGAAGAGGUUUAACGACACGCAAGUUUUAAAGGAACAUUAUCGUACUCAUACUGGAGAAAAACCUUAUGUUUGCAGUAUUUGUAUGAAAUGCUUUGCUUUUUCAAAAUCUUUGAAAAAACACAGUCACAUUCAUACAGGACACCCAAUAACAAGACACUGAUUUUCUUUAACAUGUAGAAAGGAAGACACCUGAAUGUUUACCAUGGGAAACAGUUUUACUGUGCUGCAAAAAUAAAGUCAGUAUGGCAUGAAAAGAGGGUUCAGUUACCCUCAGAACAGGGCCUGGGCUCAAUCCGUGUGACCACAGAAGAGAAAAAUAACAUGAAUUUCCAUUAUGCAGUUCUACUUUGCCACUGAAAAAGGAAUAAUUGAGUGCUUCCCAUAAAAAUAUUCAUAAAAUAAAAAGUGAAAUAUGCAUUGGCAUUCCAGUGGCAUCAACAAAGUAUAUUUUAAUUCCAAAUCUUUAUUAUUUCUGAAAUUUACUGUACAUAUUUAAACAUUCCUGUGCAAAUAUACAUAUUAAUGUAAUUAAUUUGUACAUUUAUGCAUACACCCACACUUACCAUCAUGAAUGUAACUUAUGUUUACAGCAAAUACAUAAAAUCUAUGUUCUGUGUGUCAGUAAAUGUCUGUUCAGACUCCUGGUCCCUGUAAAAUCCUUACCACAAACUUCACAUUUGUGGGGGCGGACCCUGGUGUGAAUAAGUGAAUGCGUCUUCAAAAUGCUAUAUUGUGUGAAUCCUUUACCACAAUUCUUACAUUUAUAUGGAUGUUCUCCAGUAUGAACAAGAGAAUGUCUCUUGAGACUUCUUGCCACUCUAAAAUGCAUUCCACAUACAUUACACUCACGAGGUCGCUCUCCUGUAUGAAUUAGAGAGUGUAACCUAAGACUGUGAAACUGGGUAAAACUCUUCCCACAUAUUUCACAUUCAUGAGGUCGUAAUCCUGAAUGGAUCAGUAAAUGUUGCUUCAAGUUGAACACUUGAGUAAAGCCCUUCCCACAUACAUGGCACUCAAAGGGCCGCUCGCCAGUAUGAAUGUACAGAUGUCGUUUGUGGUUACUGAAGUCUUUAAAUUUCUUCCCACAGACUUUACACUCAUAACGUUUUUCUCCCGUGUGACAAUGAGCAUGCUGUUCCAGAUAUCCGAUACGUAAAAAUGGUUUGCCACAAUUCUUGCACUCAUAACGUUGUCUUGUAUGUGUACGGCGAUGCUGUUUAAGAUACCUGGCUUGUGUAAAAGUUUUAAAACAAAUUUCACAUUCAUAAGAUUGUCCAUUUGUAUGUAUAAGAGAAUGUUCUCUAAGAAGUUUGAUUUUCUUAAAACUCUUGCCACACUCUUGGCAUAUAAAUGGACAUUUAUCUGUUCGGCUUGGCGAGCUUGACUUGGGAGCCGGGCUCAGAUUAAUUUCACCACACACGCAUGAGCUGACUCCUGACUUUCCUAGUACAUUUCAGUAUCCAGAAUGAGUUCAUCAAAGCAAG